CCGGGCGGCGGCCCUGAGGGCGAGUGGCGGGCCGAGACGCCGCGGCGGAACCGAGGCGGAGCCGCAGUCCCAGUCCCCAGCGGUGCCGCCCAGCGCCGGACUCGGUGACACAACUAAAAUAAAAGUAUUUAUGGAAUUCCAAUGAGUGGUGAUGGAUAUGCAGUUCAAAUAACUAAGGUCAGCAUGGGUUCCUGGUUCAUUCUUGCUCUUCUUGGCAGUGGUCUGAUUCAUGUCGGUGCCAACAAUGCUACUACAGUUUCACCUUCCAUAGAAAUUACGACAUCAAUUAAAGCAUCAACAGCAGAAUCAGUUAAAGAAGAGACCAAAACUUCAAAUACAGCUUCUUCAGUAACUUCUUCAGUAACUUCACCAACAGUCAGCUCAAAUCUAACUCUCGGACCCAUCUACGUAACCACUGUCAACUCUUCAGACUCUGUGAAUGGGACCACAAGAACAGCAAGCACCAGUUCUGUAGGCACUACCAUUUCACCAAAUGGAACGUGGCUUCCAGAUAACCAGUUUACAGAUGCCCGGACGGAGCCCUGGGAGGGAAAUUCCAGCACCGCAGCCACCACUGCCGAGGCCUUCCCUCCUUCAGAUGAGACGCCAAUUAUCGCAGUGAUGGUGGCCCUGUCCUCUCUGCUAGUGAUUGUGUUUAUUAUCAUAGUUCUGUACAUGUUAAGGUUUAAGAAAUACAAGCAAGCUGGGAGCCAUUCCAAUUCUUUCCGCUUAUCCAACGGCCGCACUGAGGAUGUGGAGCCCCAGAGUGUGCCACUCCUGGCCCGAUCCCCAAGCACCAACAGGAAGUACCCACCCCUGCCUGUGGACAAGCUGGAAGAAGAGAUUAACCGGAGAAUGGCUGACGACAAUAAGCUCUUCAGAGAAGAAUUCAACGCUCUUCCUGCUUGUCCUAUCCAGGCCACCUGUGAGGCUGCCUCCAAGGAAGAAAACAAAGAAAAAAAUCGAUAUGUAAACAUCUUGCCUUAUGACCACUCUAGAGUCCACCUGACACCCGUGGAAGGAGUUCCAGACUCUGAUUACAUCAACGCUUCAUUCAUCAAUGGCUACCAAGAAAAGAACAAAUUCAUAGCUGCACAAGGACCAAAAGAAGAAACGGUGAAUGAUUUCUGGAGGAUGAUCUGGGAACAAAACACAGCUACUAUUGUCAUGGUGACCAACCUAAAGGAGAGAAAGGAGUGUAAGUGUGCCCAGUACUGGCCAGACCAAGGCUGCUGGACCUAUGGGAAUAUCCGCGUGUCUGUUGAGGAUGUGACCGUCCUAGUGGACUACACAGUACGAAAGUUCUGCAUCCAGCAGGUGGGCGACGUGACCAACAGAAAGCCCCAGCGCCUCAUCACUCAGUUCCACUUCACCAGCUGGCCAGACUUCGGGGUACCCUUCACCCCGAUUGGCAUGCUCAAGUUCCUCAAGAAGGUGAAGGCCUGUAACCCUCAGUAUGCAGGGGCCAUCGUGGUCCACUGCAGCGCGGGUGUAGGGCGCACAGGUACCUUUGUCGUCAUUGAUGCCAUGCUGGACAUGAUGCACACAGAGCGGAAGGUGGACGUGUACGGCUUUGUGAGCCGGAUCCGGGCACAGCGCUGCCAGAUGGUGCAAACAGAUAUGCAGUAUGUCUUCAUAUACCAAGCCCUUCUGGAGCAUUAUCUGUACGGGGAUACAGAACUGGAAGUGACCUCUCUAGAAACCCACCUACAGAAGAUUUACAACAAAAUCCCAGGGAGCAGCAACAAUGGGUUAGAGGAGGAGUUCAAGAAGUUAACAUCAAUCAAAAUCCAGAAUGACAAGAUGCGGACUGGAAACCUCCCAGCCAACAUGAAGAAGAACCGAGUUUUACAGAUCAUUCCAUAUGAAUUCAACAGAGUGAUCAUUCCAGUCAAGCGGGGCGAGGAGAAUACAGACUACGUGAAUGCGUCCUUCAUCGAUGGCUACCGGCAGAAGGACUCCUACAUUGCCAGCCAGGGCCCUCUUCUCCACACCAUUGAGGACUUCUGGCGAAUGAUCUGGGAGUGGAAAUCCUGCUCUAUCGUGAUGCUGACAGAACUGGAAGAGAGAGGCCAGGAGAAGUGUGCCCAGUACUGGCCGUCUGAUGGGCUAGUGUCCUAUGGAGACAUCACAGUGGAGCUGAAGAAGGAAGAGGAAUGUGAGAGCUACACCGUCCGAGACCUCCUGGUCACCAACACCAGGGUAAGAGGGGUGGUGGAUGGGGCUUCCGCGGGCGAGCGGGGCUGCCCCUGCCUCCUGACACCCCUCCCUCCACAGGAGAACAAGAGCCGGCAGAUCCGGCAGUUCCACUUCCAUGGCUGGCCUGAAGUGGGUAUUCCCAGCGACGGGAAGGGCAUGAUCAGCAUCAUUGCGGCCGUGCAGAAGCAGCAGCAGCAGUCAGGGAACCACCCCAUCACCGUGCACUGCAGCGCCGGGGCAGGACGGACGGGGACCUUCUGUGCGCUGAGCACAGUCCUGGAGCGCGUGAAAGCAGAGGGGAUCCUGGAUGUUUUCCAGACUGUCAAGAGCCUGAGGCUGCAGCGGCCACACAUGGUCCAGACACUGGAACAGUAUGAGUUCUGCUACAAGGUGGUGCAGGAGUACAUCGACGCGUUCUCAGACUACGCCAACUUCAAGUAACCAGCGGCCAGGCCCCGUGGACAGGAGAAUUGCCUUUAAUAUUUUGUAAUAUUCUGUUUUGUUAAUAUACCCAAAAUUGUGUAUAUAUCUUAUAACGGUUUUAGAAAUUGGUACAUAGGCUUCUAUUACCUAUUAGGUGGAGAUUUUAUAUGUAAAUGUGUUAGCACUGAUAGUCCUUUUUCCAAUGUUUUAUUGGGGAAUUAAAUAGUGUGAUGUUUGGAUUGAUAUCGUGAAAUCCUCAGCCUGGAAGCGGGGAUGGAGUCCUCCGGUUUACACACCUUUGCCUAAAGAAGAGAAACAAACCCAUUCCAGGUAGCUCAGCGCCAACUAAGAAAAAAAGCACAAAGUUUCAGAGCUCUUGAGGCAAGCGAUUGUCCCAGGACCCCCACGCAGGCCUCUGUCCCCUCCCUGCACUGUAAAUACCCCUGCCCGGCACCCCCUCCCAGUGGAUACCCCAACAUCUCACUGUACUGGAGCGAGCGGUAUCUCUGGCACCACACUAGGGAUUAUCAGGUAAUAAAGCUUUGACUCCCUGA
Messenger RNA from Lepus europaeus (European hare), 3176 nucleotides. It is a transcript of the gene PTPRA, whose product is annotated as protein tyrosine phosphatase receptor type A. Gene Ontology annotation, biological process: protein dephosphorylation. NCBI's taxonomy places the organism in Eukaryota, Metazoa, Chordata, Mammalia, Lagomorpha, Leporidae. The record is from RefSeq and is a predicted model, not a curated record. Gene Ontology annotation, molecular function: protein tyrosine phosphatase activity. The coding region runs from base 142 to 2640 and encodes 832 amino acids. The transcript has 21 exons.